Molecule: messenger RNA, 3039 nt
Organism: Quercus robur (English oak)
Lineage: Eukaryota; Viridiplantae; Streptophyta; Magnoliopsida; Fagales; Fagaceae
Product: receptor-like protein EIX2
Exons: 1
Coding region: 1-3039 (1012 amino acids)
Molecular function (GO): protein binding
Source: RefSeq, a predicted model, not a curated record
AUGAUGAGAAUAAUAAUAGCUGCUACUUUAACCCUUCUCCUCUGUUUGCUCACUAUUCAUCCUCCUAACUUCUGCACUGCCCACUCUGACUCUGAGGUUCGUUGCAUUGAAAGCGAGCAACAUGCCCUUCUCAACUUCAAGCAAAACCUUACAGAUCCUUCUAACCGCCUUGCCUCUUGGGCUGCUUCAUCUGACGUGGAUUGCUGUCACUGGGUCGGUGUUGUCUGCGACAACCGCACCGGUCAUGUCCUCCAACUCCAUCUCAGAAGCCAUUAUCCUGUGGAUGACGGGCUUGCAAUUGAUGAAGACCAAUGGGAAGCUCAAUAUGAAGCUUAUUGGAGGUCUAGAUUUGGUGGUAAGAUAAAUCCUUCUCUGCUUGAUUUGAAGCAUUUGAUUUACUUGGACCUCAGUUACAAUGAUUUUGGUGGUAUUCAAAUUCCCAAAUUCCUCAGUUCAAUGGGGAGCUUAAGAUAUCUUAAUCUCUCCCAUGCGGGAUUUGUGGGAUUGAUUCCUCAUGAACUUGGGAAUCUCUCUAAUUUGCACUAUCUCAAUCUUGGACUUAAUUAUUAUGAAUAUUAUAAUAAUAAUAAUAAUUAUUAUUAUUUAUAUGUCAAGAACCUUCAAUGGCUCUCUGGUCUUCCUUUACUACAACACCUUGAUUUGAGUUUUGCAAACCUUAGCAAAGCCUCUGAUUGGCUACAGGAGAUAAACAAACUCCCUUCCUUGUUAGAGUUACGAUUGUCAUCUUGCCACCUCUCUGGUUUUGUCCCACUGAUACCAAGUAUUAACUUCUCAUCUCUCACCACCCUUGAUCUAUCUUACAAUCAGUUUCAAGGUCCAAUCUCUGUUCAUCUCCAGAACUUGACUUCACUUAGGCACCUCGAUCUAUCUUUCAACAAGUUCAACUCUUCAAUUCCCAAUUGGCUGUACACUUUUAGUCAUCUUGAGUUCCUCAACCUCUUUUACAAUCACUUCCAGGGUACAAUCUCUAGUGCCAUUGGAAACCUAACAUCUGCCAUUAGCAUAGACCUGUCAGACAAUGAACUUGAAGGAAAGGUACCAAGAUCUUUGGGUAAUCUCUGCAACUUAAGGGUAAUUAGCUUGUCAUACAACAAAUGGAGUCAAGAGAUAUCUGAAAUCUUUGAAAGUCUAUUCGGAUGUGCUUCAAAUGGACUAGAGAUCUUAUAUUUGUCUAAUGCUAAACUGUCUGGGCAGUUAACUGCUGAACUUGGGCAAUUUAAAAAUCUGGUCAGUCUUUCUUUGAGGAAUAAUUCAAUUUCAGGUCCAAUUCCAUGGUCUAUAGGAAAUCUUUCCUCUUUAAGAGCCUUGUACCUUAUGAGUAAUCAAAUUAAUGGUACUCUCCCUCAAAGUUUUGGACUGCUCUCCAAAUUAGAGUCUUUGUAUAUCGAUUCAAAUAUGUUGGAGGGUGCAGUAUCCGAAGUUCAUUUUGCCAACUUAAUGAAAUUGAAAACACUUGUUGCGUCUCAGAACCGACUGACUUUAGAAGUAAGUGACAAUUGGACCCCUCCUUUUCAACUCAACAAUUUACAUUUGGGAUCAUGGAAUUUAGGGCCGAAAUUUCCUUUGUGGCUCUGUUCACAAAGGCAACUUUUGACCUUGGGCAUAUCCAACACAAGGAUUUUAGAUGCAGUUCCUCCUUCCUUUUGGAACUUGACUUCUCAGCUUACUUAUCUAAAUAUCUCUCAUAAUCAGAUCUAUGGAGAGAUUCCAGAUAUCCCAAUGAUUAUGUCCAGUUUUUCAGUACUUGAUAUGAGUUCAAAUCACUUCAAAGGUCUGUUACCUUGUAUAUCCUCUAAUGUGACCUUUCUUGAUCUUUCUAACAAUUCACUAUCCGGAUCUAUUUCUCACUUUUUGUGUUACAAGAUGAAUAAGCCCAAAUAUAUGCAGUUCCUCAAUCUUGGAAAAAAUCUUUUAUCAGGGAAAUUAAGUAAUUGUUGGAUGAUGUGGAAAAACUUGUAUGCCUUAAAUUUGGGAAAAAACAAUUUCACUGGUAGUAUUCCAACCUCCAUUGGAUCUUUGGUUCAACUUUCGUAUUUGCACUUAGACAACAACAAAUUCUCUAGAAAAUUACCAUCCUCUUUGAAAAAUUGUAAACAGUUGGUGACCAUUGAUGUUGCUAAGAAUGAUUUUGUUGGAAGCAUACCUUCUUGGAUAGGACAUAGACUUUCAAGCUUGGUGAUUCUUAACCUUCACUCAAAUAAUUUUCAUGGUUACAUCCCAAAAGAACUCUGUUCUCUAACUUCACUCCAAAUUUUGGACCUUUCACAUAAUAAGCUAUUUGGAAGCAUACCUAAAUGUGUCCACAAUUUUAGUGCCAUGGCCACAUGUAACAGUUCAGAUUAUCCCUUUUCUUUAUUGCCCUGGUCAUCAGAAUAUGUUUCUGUGCCUUUUGAAAGUCAAUUGGUUGCGAUUAAGGGCAAAGAUCUUGAGUAUUCCACCACUCUUCAAUUGGUAAAAAUUAUAGACCUUUCCAACAACAAUUUAUCAGGAGAGAUCCCUAAAGAAGUGAUGCAUCUCAAAGGAUUACAGUCAUUAAAUUUGUCAUUUAAUAUCUUGACUGGAAGGAUUCCUGAGAAUAUAGGUGAUAUGGGAUCGGUGGAGUCUAUUGAUUUCUCAAGUAACCAACUUUCUGGUCAAAUUCCUCAAAGUAUGUCAAAUUUGACAUUUUUGAGCCGGUUGAACUUGUCAAACAACAAUUUAAUUGGGAAAAUCCCUUCUAGCACUCAGCUACAAAGUCUUGAUGCAUCCAAUUUUUUUGGAAACAAACUUUGUGGACCUCCACUUAUUGAUAAUUGUACUAUAAAGGAUGUACAACCUAACACUGAAAAGAAAGAAUGCAAGGCUUUUAGUGGAGUUGAUGUGGAUUGGUUUUAUGUGAGCAUGGCACUUGGAUUUGUUGUUGGUUUUUGGGUUGUAUUGGGUCCUUUAUUGUUGAACAAGCAGUGGAGAUUUUUGUAUUUUCAAUUCCUGGAUCACCUAGGGUACAAGGUUAGGGGUUUAGUGGCACAAACUUGGUAG